AUGCUGAGCUCCUACUUCGUCCUCAUCGCCGGCCUGUUGUCCGCCAUAGGCAAUUGUGCGCAGCCCACGAUCGUCUACCGCGGCGACACCAAGACGCCCAAGCACCUCAAAGACGCGGAUGGCUUUAAAGCCAAAGGCGGCGAUCAAAGCCUCUACAGCCACGUCAGCAAGGGCGGGCAGGAUAACGACGGCUACGUGUCGACCUCGGCGAACCGGGCCCAGGCCGUCAGUUUCGCCGAGAAGAAGGGCGGUGGCGACGGCUACGUGUACGAGAUCUCGGCGAACAAGCAAUUCAUCGACUGCGCCGGCACACUGAAGCAGUACUACGACCAAUGGAAGGUGGAGGAAGAGUUCUCGGCAAUCGGCGGGAUCGAAUGGAAACAGAUCAAGAGCUGGACCGUGAUAGAGAACUUCCAAGAGGGUGACACCACGCAAAACCCAGACUACGACGUCUCGACCGAGAACGAAGAGGCCGGCGGCGCCCAGCCCCAACUCGCCGGGUUCCCGACCAAGGGCAAGAUUGGCAAGGCCUGGAACAAGGACCCCUGGAAGGAGUUUGCCGACUGCAAGCCCAAUGACAAGAAGCUCAGGCGCGGCGACUGCAACGACGACAAUGACAGCGCGGAUGGUUGUGAUGAUGUCUGCAAACCGAAGAAGUCCAACAAGGACUUCAUCAAGGAAUACCUCGACAGCAUCAAGAAGCGCGGCCUGCGGUUCGCUCGGGCCUACUUUUCCUAA
Messenger RNA from Anthostomella pinea, 738 nucleotides. Lineage: Eukaryota; Fungi; Ascomycota; Sordariomycetes; Xylariales; Xylariaceae. The record is from the annotation of a GenBank genome assembly.